Messenger RNA from Cantharellus anzutake, 1048 nucleotides. RefSeq lists its product as uncharacterized. The record is from RefSeq and is a predicted model, not a curated record. Bases 436 to 705 code for a protein of 89 amino acids. Lineage: Eukaryota; Fungi; Basidiomycota; Agaricomycetes; Cantharellales; Hydnaceae. The transcript has 2 exons. Gene Ontology annotation, biological process: adenylate cyclase-activating G protein-coupled receptor signaling pathway. Gene Ontology annotation, cellular component: heterotrimeric G-protein complex. Gene Ontology annotation, molecular function: GTPase activity; guanyl nucleotide binding; G protein-coupled receptor binding.
CGCAAAAUGUCUACAAACGCAAACCCGCCCACCAGCUGCAUAUCCGACUCUCGAAGACCCAUCCGUUUCGUCUCAACCGCUCAUCUUCUCACCCCUCCCUGCAUCCUGAGAGCCCAUCGCUUUCCCCUGAUCUGAUCCUUCCAUCAAGGCGAUCAUUGAUGGACGAAUCAUCCCGCCUCCAUCCCCAUCCUCUUCGUCCUUUGGUUCCCCUUGAUCACCUGCGGGUCCUACUUCCAGGGGAUCAGGUGGCGGUGGUGGUGGAGGAGGGCCCAUAGUACGGUGGUGGGAAUGGGGAAGGGACUGGGCACUACUUUAUGGAUUCGGCCGCGUAUUUUCUGAGUGAUGCAAGGAUAUGUUGGAGGAAUUACUAAUUUGACUGAUAUUCUGAGGGCGAGGCAAGGAUAACGGAGACGAAGCCCAGCAUGGGACCCUUAUAUGUACAUCUUCUCCCCUUUGCCAUUGUGUGCUAAAGAACCGUUUACCUGCUUCAUCCAAGUUCUCUCCCUUCUGCCGCUUCAGCAUGGACGUCAACAACGUAGGAAAUGGGUUCAGUGCUUUGAAUUCGUAGCCCAGAUCAUUUUCUGCGUGGCGCCAUCAGAAUACGGUCAACCAUUGACCGAGAAUCCUACUCAGCAUUGGAUGGAGCCCUUAGCGUUGUUCGAUUCUGUGAUGAAUCCGGGAUCGUUUUUCUCGACGUCUUUUUGAAUAUGGUGGAGAAGAUUGCAGGGAGGGCUAUAGCGGAGGGACAGAGUGCUGGGAAUGUGAGUGGUUUCGGAGUGGGAGUAUGGGGGAUAGGAAGGUAAAUGGGGAUGUGGGUGAGUGGAGCGUGAGAAGAUUAGGAGAGCCAUUGGAGAGCAUCUUUCUGGAGGAUAACGGGCGACAGCAAUAUGAUCAAGGCGGCCAAGUUAAUUUGUGGAAGUUUUCACGGCGAUCUGGGCGAAGUUGAGCUCUUAUCCUCAAUGGAUUGUUCCUUUGGUGGAGCGGCUUAUGAUUGGUAAUUUGGUUCGCCUUCUGGCCUGACCCAAGCAACUGAUUCGAGAAAUGGGCG